AUGGGGGAAUUUAGGAGCAAAGGAUGCAGGCGUGGCCUGGCCAGUCAUCUGGGUGACGAAGAGUCAUCGCCUGGCCAGCAGAACUGGAGGAGAAGCAGCAGACUAAACAGGCCCAAAAACAUGCUCCAGCUCGAGAAGCUCGUCCUCCAGAUCUGUGAUGGUGGGUGA
This is a messenger RNA of Ascoidea rubescens DSM 1968, 168 nucleotides long. RefSeq lists its product as uncharacterized. The record is from RefSeq and is a predicted model, not a curated record. The coding region runs from base 1 to 168 and encodes 55 amino acids. The transcript has a single exon. NCBI's taxonomy places the organism in Eukaryota, Fungi, Ascomycota, Saccharomycetes, Ascoideales, Ascoideaceae.